UGCGCCCCCUCCGCUCUCUGCGGGUCCCGCACACAGCUCAUGCCGGGAGCGACCUGCCCGGGACAGCCAUGGACAGACUGCUGAAGGCGGAGCUGCAAACCUCUCUUCUGCAGGCGUUCGGCCGCUCGGGAGGGGGCUGCAUAAGCCCAGGGCAGAGCUAUGAAACCGACCGUGGCCGAGUGUUUGUGAAAAUCAACGGCAAAGCCCAGGCUAGGACAAUGUUUGAGGGCGAAAUGGCAAGCUUGGAUGCAAUUCAGCAGACCAACACUCUGCGGGUUCCAAAGCCAAUUAAAGUGAUUGAUCUUCCUGGAGGUGGGGCAGCAUUUGCUAUGGAGUACCUGGAAAUGAAGAGCCUCAGCAAAUACUCAGCAAAACUUGGAGACCAAGUAGCAGAUCUUCACCUUUACAAUCAAAAACUUGGAGAGAAAUUAAAGAAAGAAGAAAAGACAGUUGGAAAGGGAGCAGGCUUGAAUGAACCCCAGUAUGUGGAUAAGUUUGGAUUUCAUACAGUCACCUGCUGUGGCUACAUAGCUCAGGUGAAUGAAUGGCAAAGUGACUGGGCCACUUUCUUUGUACGUCAUCGUCUCCAAGCCCAAAUGGACUUGAUUGAGAGAGAUUAUGGAGACAAAGAGGCAGGAGAACUUUGGUCUCAAUUAAAGCCAAAGAUUCCAGAGAUGUUUUGUGACUUGGAGAUUGUUCCUGCCCUGCUUCAUGGGGACCUGUGGGCAGGAAAUGUAGCUGAAGAUGACUCCGGGCCCAUUCUCUUUGACCCUGCUUGUUUCUAUGGCCAUUCAGAAUGUGAACUUGCAAUUGCUAUGAUGUUUGGUGGCUUCAGCAGUUCUUUCUUCUCCACUUAUCAUAGCAAAAUCCCCAAAGCUCCAGGCUUUGAGAAACGCAACAAGCUUUACCAGUUAUUUAACUAUAUUAACCACUGGAAUCAUUUUGGAACAGGGUAUCGAGGAUCUACUCUUAACGUCAUGCGGAAACUUUUAAAAUAAUUAUCAAACAUGCCUCAGAAAUGGUUAACCUGCUUGAAAUCAGAAUAACUGUUUCAAGGAACGUGGGAGGAAACCUAGAAGUUGCCGAAGGCGAGUGUUAAGAUAGCAUUUGUGCAUGGUUGAUUUGUCGCAAAAUGCUGGGUCUUGUAAUUUCUGUAUUCUGUGAUUUUUACCCAACACAUUAACUAGUUUAAUAAAGCAGAAAAAAACACUA
Messenger RNA from Heteronotia binoei (common prickly gecko), 1212 nucleotides. RefSeq names its product fructosamine 3 kinase (gene FN3K). The record is from RefSeq and is a predicted model, not a curated record. Gene Ontology annotation, biological process: fructosamine metabolic process. NCBI's taxonomy places the organism in Eukaryota, Metazoa, Chordata, Lepidosauria, Squamata, Gekkonidae. Bases 69 to 998 code for a protein of 309 amino acids. The transcript is spliced from 6 exons.